GUUUUCGCAAAAAUUUAACAGUCUUGUAAUGAGCAGUCAUUAUCCUCAGUGCGCACUUGACAUGUUUCUAUUUUUAUUUUUCCUCACUGCCUUAAAACUAUACAUUUCUCACGUAUUUUAUUUCUUUUAAUGAAUAUUAUUUUAAUAGUAUAAUCUGUAAGCAGCGAUGUGCUUAUUAAGCACUUAUAUGUGCUCAAUGUCAGAUUUGUUAAACGUUAGGGUCGUUGCUAAGCCACGCCCCUUUUACGAUGACGCAGCUGAAUUCUUCAUUCUGAUUGGUCGAAGGGCAACGACGAAAGGGUGUUUGUUCUGUGGUGCGUUCAAUAACAUAAGCGUUUACGAAGCCGUACUUUUUUUUCUCCCUAAAGAUUCUCACUAAUUCAAAAAUGCGAAUUAAUAAUUUUCUGUACACGUAGCUUAUGCAACAUGUUUGAGGUGUGUUUUAACACAGUGGUGUAACAUAUGAUAAUACAAAAAAAUAAGCAAAGAAGUAAACAAUACAAUUACUAAGCACUGAAACCAUAAAAAAGAGACUACAAUCUAUUUCCCCAUUUGUUGCAAAAUCGCUUGCAUAAACAGUCGGUCCACAAGGGCGUUUGGCAAACGGAGCAUUCUCUAGCGCGUGCGUUAUUGAAUGUAGCGCUUCGUCGCAGCUUUUUAUCGUCACUUCCGCAACGACGUCCUUGCGUCACUAAGUCGUAGUCUUGUACGUGCCUAUCCGUUAAUGCGACUGUAUUCAGACUUGUUCCGUCGUGUUGAAGAUGAUACGUUAUUGCUUCGAGGUCCGGCUUAGGUCCGUUCCCACUGAGACGUUCCUAAAAAGGCAAAUAGUGACCAGGGAUUGAGAAGAGAGUAUAGUGUUGUUGUGAGAAAUGUCUGCAAAUUGGACUGACGCUGAAAUCAGGCAGCUGCUGUCCCUUCGAGCCGAGGACAAAAUCCUGAAUAAGAUCAAGGGGACGGUAAGGGACGGGGUUGUGUACCAAAAUAUGGCCGCUACCUUGCAGAAGCGAGGUGUGCACUGGCGCAAACCACAAAUCAUUAGCAAACUGAAAAGUCUGCGGAAAACCUACCUCACUAUAAAGGAGCGGUAUGGAAAUAGAGGGACGCUGCACUGGCCGUAUUUCGACUUGUGUGAGUCGAUUUGGGGGAGCGGAUGCCCGAGCAAAACAGAGUCAGAGGACGGAAAGGACUUGUCUAAUGUGGAUCCUGAGGACGGGAUCACUUCGGAAGAAGAAACGAUGGACGUUGUGGUAAAGGAGGAACAAGAAGAAAGUCGCCUAGAAUUCCCUUCUACUCCGCCGCCAAAAAAACGGCCAAGGGGGAAGGUCCGGCAUCUGCAGCCUUCCGAGGCCUUGCGCAGGCUCUUGACCAAUAUGGAAAGAGACUAUAAUGAAAGAGAGUCUGUCCGCAUUAAAGAGCAGAGAGAGUACGAGGACAUGCUUCGCAAAGAAGCGAGGGAGUACGAGACGCAGGAACGGUCCAUGCAGAUGGCGAUGUGGAAGGACAUGCAGGAAACUCAGAACAAAUUCUUUAAAGGCGUUUUGUGCCACAUGGCUCUUUUUACUCAGCCACCUCCACCACCAACACCACCACCACCACAGCAGGAACUCUACACAGCGCUGGGAGAGCUCGGAAAAGGUGCAGGAAAGGGAGGAGGAGGCGGCGGCUCAGUCAGGGAGGCAGGAGGCGCGUUCGGAAAGAAGCAGGCCGCUGAGGAAGAGAUGUACUUCAGGAAAAAGGAGAAGGAACAGAUAGCUGCUCUGAAAAAACAUCAUCAGGAAGAAAUCAGCCAUCACCAAAAGGAGAUUGAUCGUCUUAAAGACGAGAUCAGCCGCCAUGAGGGCAAAAUUCAGCAAUUAAAAAAGCAUGACUGAGUCUUGUGCAAAUAUGGUCACGAAAACACUUUGCUGGAGCCUAACUGUUUAAGUUUGGUGGAUUUUUGUAAAUUUAUUCAGUUGUGUACGGUUGUUAAAAUAGAAUAAAACAGGUUAACUGAUCAGCCAAGGUAUAUCAUUUUAUACUAUAAAAUGAUAUUAUUGUAUUGUUCAGAACAAUAAAGGUUUAUCUGUGUUAAA
Messenger RNA from Clarias gariepinus (North African catfish), 2075 nucleotides. RefSeq lists its product as uncharacterized. Gene Ontology annotation, biological process: negative regulation of ATP-dependent activity. NCBI's taxonomy places the organism in Eukaryota, Metazoa, Chordata, Actinopteri, Siluriformes, Clariidae. The record is from RefSeq and is a predicted model, not a curated record. The coding region runs from base 873 to 1874 and encodes 333 amino acids. The transcript has 4 exons. Gene Ontology annotation, molecular function: ATPase inhibitor activity. Gene Ontology annotation, cellular component: mitochondrion.